Molecule: messenger RNA, 2240 nt
Organism: Pomacea canaliculata
Lineage: Eukaryota; Metazoa; Mollusca; Gastropoda; Architaenioglossa; Ampullariidae
Product: grpE protein homolog 1, mitochondrial-like
Exons: 3
Coding region: 20-706 (228 amino acids)
Biological process (GO): protein folding; protein import into mitochondrial matrix
Cellular component (GO): PAM complex, Tim23 associated import motor
Molecular function (GO): protein homodimerization activity; protein-folding chaperone binding; adenyl-nucleotide exchange factor activity
Source: RefSeq, a predicted model, not a curated record
ACCAGUUAGAGAACCGAAAAUGGCAGCGGUCACAAACAUGUGGGCAAGGUCUGCAGCUCGAUUUUGCUUAUUAAGAGGAAGUAACAGAGUGCAGUUUCUUAGACCAUUUUCAACAGCAGCAGAUGGGAGGCCUGCUGAUGCUAGUGACAGUGUAAAAUCAGAAGAGACAGUACAGAAUGCUGCACCAGGAGCAGAGAAGCUAGAAGUAUCUGCAGCAGAGAAAGCUUUGAUUGAAGAGAAGUCCAAACUUCAGGAGGAUCUAAAGGAGCUAAAAGAAAAGUACAUUCGUGCUUUAGCAGAAACGGAAAACGUCCGUCAGCGAAUGAACAAACAAGUAGAUGAUGCAAAGUUAUAUGGGAUCCAAGGCUUUUGCAAGGAUCUUCUGGAGGUUGCAGAUAUCUUAGGCACAGCCACUACAAGUGUUCCUCAAGAGCAACUUACUGAUGCUAACCCUCACCUCAAGAAUCUUUUCGAUGGACUCAAAAUGACAGAAACCCAGCUGCAGAAAGUUUUUGGGAAACAUGGUCUCUUUAAAAUAGCCCCUAGUGAGGGGGAAAAGUUUGACCCUAACUUUCAUGAAGCAUUGUUCCAAGUACCAACCUCAGACAAAAAGGGGGACACAAUUGCCAUUGUCCAGCAGAUAGGUUACAGGCUGCACGACAGGACACUGAGACCAGCUAGAGUUGGAGUGUUCAAGGCUUCUUAGAAAAUUUUAUAACUGUUAGCAUGAACCCACUUAAGUUUAUCAGGUAGUUCAUGUAAGUUUGCAAUGCUCAGAAAAGUGUCAGCUGGAAAAGAAAAGUGGUUAAGUUAACCAGUGAGGAACUGCUGCAGGCUACUAGGAAAAGAAAUGAAUGAUGCAUGUUGUCAACACAAGUUUGAAGUUAUCAACAUUAUUUGUUUUAUGACAUUUAAAUGCUUAGAAACACAAAAUAAAGGAUUGGAGGAAAAUGUGUUACUCUAUACAAUUAAAUGGAUUUUACAUAGCAUUUGUCUAUUAGAUAACAAAUUCUGAGACUUUUAUAAUCAGCUGCCUUUGGAAUUAAUAAUAGAUGGAAGGAAACUCUUCUUGGUAAAAAAAAAAGACAUUUACAGAAACACAUAAAAUUUGAUUUCAGAUGACAUGUCAGAUAAAAUGCAGGGUUCUAGAUUUGGAAAUACUAAUAUCAGGCGCAAAGAUGUUUGGAACAGAAAAAAGAGGUUUGUGGAAAACGGCCCAUCACAAGUUAUCUCCCCUGACACAUGAGACUAAUAAUUUUCCGCUUGAGGUUAGAGCCAUACAGUUCACCUCAGGUUCUAUGUUGUUGAUUUCAGAUGAGAGAAGGUCUUUUAAAGAAUAUGAUAUCAAGACUGGGUCAUUAUGCUGUCUCGCUUUCAUUUGUAUGCAAUCAUUCCUCUGUGUCACACAUUCUAACGCCUACAUCCCCUCCUCACCCCAACAUCCAUGUGUGUGUGUGUGCGGCUUACACUCUUGUUACCACAAUAAUCAAGAUUGUCCAUGCCAUGGCCUCUGCAGUUUAUGAGAUAUAUAUGUUAAAGCCGCAGCAGAGCACUUAAGCCAUCGGGAAGGGAAGGUGGAUGGCCGAUUUUUAAAAUCACUGGCAUCCAAACUGUGAGUCACAUCAGCAUGAUUCUUUUGUGGUGCUACAAGCUUUCCCUCAGUCACCCCAACUGUGUGAAAUGAGUAGCUACAGGGUUAAUUACUAGAGAGGAGUUACUCUACAUAGGGUUGGAGGAGGUAGUGCACUGCCUGCACAUAGAGCUGGCCCUGCAAUAGUGAAGUCUCUAACAUCUCCAAAAUGACCUUUAAAAUCGUACAGGUUAGGGAACGACCAUUACCCCAUAGUGGUUAGGAUACUCAUAAUGGGAACUGCUUUCUUGAUCCCUGCACAAUUCUGUUUAUAUUUAAAAAAAAAAAGUACUCAAUUUAUCCUACACUAUAAAUGGGCCUAGAGGGCUGCAUGAAAUCUCUGUUACAUGAUAUAGGAAGCGGUUUGUCUGUGACCAAUAGCUUACAUCUUGUGUCGCAUAUGGGGAAUGUCAGCAUGUGACUGGCCUUAAAUGUGUUUGUCAUGUUAAGUAAAGUCUGCCUGUUGAAUGCUGUUUUGUUUGUCCCUUGAAGCACUCAUCAGAAUUCUCUCAUAUGUACAGAUAGAAGUGUUUUGUGAUAUUGAAUGAAACAUUAAUUCACAUAUAUUUAAAUGAUUUAGUGAUAAUUAAAUAAAUUUAAUAAAUAAAAA